CGGGGCGGAGAAGCCAAUGCAACAACUGGAAGAUAGAGUAUGGCCAGCUACCGUGGCCCCGGAGGUUGGUGGUGCACGCUCUCCGGACUGCGGAAAGGCUAAGCAGGGUCAGAGAUGCUGCCUGGACUCUCCUCCAGCCUCCUUAUUCCUUCCAGCAGCCCUGAAGUGAGAGGAGUCACAGAAAGAGUAUGAUCUACUGAACAGCGCAUGGGACUCCAAGACCCAACACUUGGACUCUGUUUCUGUCUCGUCUGCUGACUCUCUGGGUGAUUUGGGACUUCAAGCCCACCAUGGAGCCAGGGCGCAUGGAGAACCUCUCCAUUCUCUACCAGAGCUCGGAUUUCAUCGUGGUCAACAAGCAUUGGGACCUCCGCAUCGACAGCAAGAUGUGGUAUGAGACCCUGACCCUGCAGAGUCAGCUGAAACACCGGUUCCCAGAGCUGGCUGAUCCUGACACAUACUACGGCUUCAGGUUCUGUCAUCAGCUGGAUUUCUCCACCAGUGGAGCGCUCUGCGUGGCUUUGAACAAGGCAGCAGCUGGCAGGGCCUACAAGUGCUUCAAGGAACGGCAGGUCACCAAAGCCUACCUUGCUCUGGUUCGAGGCCACGUGCAAGAGAGCAGGAUGACCAUCAAUCAUGCCAUUGGGAAGAAUACGACCGAAGGCCUGACCCACAUGAUGUGUAUUGAAGGGACAGAAGGCUGUGAGAAUGCCAAGCCGUGCCUGACGGAACUGACGGUCCUGGAGCGUGGGAUGUAUGAUAGUGACCCAGCCUCCAAAGUCCUCCUCCAGCCCCUCACAGGCCGGACCCAUCAGCUGCGAGUCCACUGCAGCAGCAGUGGGCACCCCAUUGUGGGCGACUUCACCUAUAGCUUCAAGAAGGACAGCCGCCCAUUCCGUAUGAUGCUGCAUGCCUUCUAUCUCCGCAUCCCCACGAGCGGGGAGCUCAUCGAGGUGAGCACGCCCGACCCCUUCGUACCCGAGCUGGAUGCUAACUGGCAGCCCCAACAACUGGUCCACCCCCUGGAGCAAGUCAUUGAGGCCGUGAAGGCCACUGUGGACCCAGCCCCUGCAGAAACUUCACCUCUGCCUAAGGACGUGGGCCGAGACAUGGUCACCCAAGAGGUCAGGGCCAAAGAAUCGGAGGAGCAGCGGGCCAGGUGCCAGCAGUGGUUGGCUGAAUGGGCCGUGGAACCAGGGAACUGAACUGUGCACUGAUUCCCCCUCUGCCUGUCCUUGGAGGCAGGUCAGUGAUGUGUCACCAGGAAACCCUACUCAUUCCCAGGCACAGAACAUCCCUCUUCCCCAGACAUUGAGUUUGAUGGAAAAGGGGCUUACUGGGAGGCCAGGCUCUGCCGGAGAGGGAUUUCUUCUCCCUCCCUCCCCUCACCAGCUUCCCUACCUCCUGUAGCCAAUAUCCCCAAACCAGAGGGAGUUUAACAUCAACACGAUCCCCAAGGGAUUGGGAUGGGCUGGGACUCAGGCAGUUAUUUUCAAGCCUGUGCCAUAAGGGAAACAGCUAACCCCCUGAUUCCCCAGCCCUGGGCACCUACAGUACAGGGACAGAUGGGGAUUCACCAUCCUGAAUGGUCUAGUGAGUAGGGAUCAGCUAGUGGUGCAGUGGUCAGAGCACUGGAUCUGGAGUCAGGAAGACCUCAGUUCAGAUCCAGUCUCAGACAUUUAUUAGCUGUGUGACCUUGGGUAAGUCACUUAA
Molecule: messenger RNA, 1713 nt
Organism: Dromiciops gliroides (monito del monte)
Lineage: Eukaryota; Metazoa; Chordata; Mammalia; Microbiotheria; Microbiotheriidae
Gene: RPUSD1
Product: RNA pseudouridine synthase domain containing 1
Exons: 7
Coding region: 291-1205 (304 amino acids)
Biological process (GO): pseudouridine synthesis
Molecular function (GO): pseudouridine synthase activity; RNA binding
Source: RefSeq, a predicted model, not a curated record